AUGUCAUCGCAUCGCGCAGGGGCGUUCCCAACGUGGCAGACUUGUUUUUGCCAAAAGUUUUGUUUAAUUCCUUAUCGAUUUUCAUCAAUAACUGGCAAAGGCACAUUUUUGCAGGGCGUGGCCGAUGACCGCUUUGACUUCGGCUUCGGCUUCGGCUUCGGCUUCGGCUUCGACCUUAGAGUAGAGAUUCAUUUCACCCCUCGGCGCGCGGAACCGGUUACCAAUAACAUAUGUCAGCCAGCGUUGCGAGUCGUAUGUCGUAAACUUUCAGCUGGUUCGGUUGGUUGCCCUUCCAACGAAGAUGCCACAGUACGAGAAUAUGACGAAGGUCCGACGACGACGACGGAGGUCAUGUGA
Molecule: messenger RNA, 357 nt
Organism: Soboliphyme baturini
Lineage: Eukaryota; Metazoa; Nematoda; Enoplea; Dioctophymatida; Soboliphymatidae
Source: the annotation of a GenBank genome assembly